Brassicogethes aeneus is the source of this 2144-nucleotide messenger RNA. The record is from the annotation of a GenBank genome assembly. NCBI's taxonomy places the organism in Eukaryota, Metazoa, Arthropoda, Insecta, Coleoptera, Nitidulidae.
GGGUAGAUGUCAACGUCACUAAAAACAACGUAAAAAAUGGAUUUACAGGAGGAUGUUAUGUGGAAAGAAUCGUUUUUCAAAGACAAUUUCAGUGUGGAUAAUUGCCUUUCUCAAUACACUGUAAAAUCAGACUUGGAAACCUUAAGAAGAGAGUUAAAAUGCUACGGAAAUCACUUACAGCAACAAAUGUCAGAAAUUUUAAAGUUAGAAACGGAAGCAAUUGUGAAUUUGGCUGAAUAUUUGACUAAUUUAUCGUCAAAAAUAGAGGAUUUAUCUGUCCCAAUACAUCAACUUCGUGAAGAAAUUAAGAAUUUGUAUGAGCUAAUUAAACUAGCAGAAGACACCUAUAGCAAUUCGUUGGAAUGUUUAAAAUCAAACAAUACAAAACAACACAAUAUAAGCUUGAUUCUGGGUAUAAUAUCUUCAGCUUUUUAUAUUGAAAACAUGAUAAAUUCGUCGCAAAAAGAAUCGUUUGAUGAUUUAACGUUACUUGAAAGAAUUGUUAAUAAAUAUUCAUUCCAAAGAAACUACUUGGACGAGCUUGAAAUAAUCGCACCUGAGACCGAAAAUAUAUUGAGAAGAGUCGAAAGCCAAUUGCUGAGUAUGAUAAAUAAGAAAUUCUUGGAGUCAGUGAAGCAAAAUGACGUUGAGACCAUAACAAAGUGCUUGAGAAUGUUUGAUAAUUUAGGAAAACAAAUCGAAGCACAAAAAACUUUCCAAGCUAAUAUUGUGAAGCCUGCCUUAGAGCCUUUAUUCACCGAAAGUCACUUGGUUCAAUGUGAUCAUGAUAUCAGUAAGAUAUAUGAGGAAGCCUUGUUUUUUAUGGACAACACCAUGGGAGUUAUAUUUGAUAUAUUAAAAAGAAACCCUGAUAUGGAUUCAUACAAUUUUGCGCUGAACAGUUUUUGGACGGAAUUCGAUAAGCAAUCCAGGGAAGGUUUGCCGUACAUAACAGCUCCAGGAAAUCCAGAAUUGUUCCAGAAACGCUUCAACCUCACAUGGAAUUUGUUGGCGAAAAUCGCUGCGAAAUGCGGCGACAAAAGUCUUAUUAAACAGAACGAAUCUUUUCAGGAGCACAUAAAACGUUUCAAUCUACCGGUGUAUUUUGAAAUAAGAUUUCAACAGAUAGCCGGAAAAUUUGAGACAGAUUUGUUGAAUAAUUUGAACGAAGAUAUCUACGCCCCCAAAAACGAUUUGAAUGUUACGUUAAAAUUAACGCAGUGUUUUAUGGCGGUGUUAACGAAAUGCUUCCAACCUGAUGUUUUUAUAGAACAUUUAGCAGAUCAGUUUUUGAAAUUAUCCAUGCUUUUAUUAACGCGGUAUUUACUUUGGUUCAAAACCAGACUCAAAGAUAAAUUGUUUGAAAAUAAGGCCAAGCUUGAGGACUUUGUAUUGAAGUCCCUUAUAGAUCUAUCGGUUAUAAAGAAUGUUAUAGCCCCUAACACAGAGGAUAUAAAUACAAUAAACCACACAGUCUAUAGUAUUAUGCCAAAUGAAAUAAAACCUGUCAUUCUGAAGGUGUUUAAGAGUAAUAGGAAACACAUUGGGAAUAAUUUUAAUGAUUUGGCGAGCUAUUUGGUGAAGUUGAAGCUGGACGAGAGUUUGGUUCAGCUUCAUCACGUAGGUGCUAUACCUAGAUUGUACAGAAGGACCAAUAGGAGCGCUCCUAAGGAAGCUAGCUCCUAUAUGCUGCAAGCUGUAACACCUAUUGUCAGUUUUAAGGGAAAAUUCGAGAAAAUUAUAGAGCAUGAAUUGGGAGAAAUUAUGGACAACAUUAUUUAUGAAGUUACUAAUCAGUAUUUAAUUUUGGUGCAGGAAGUGCUCAUGUCGGUUUGUAAGACAGAGGAAUCUUUGAGGAGACUAAAAAGUCGAAAUAUUAAUGCUUCUGAUGAUUCUGGUAGUACUGAUAGUACUUCAGAUGAGAUGAAAAUUAGACAGCAAAUAAGACUGGAUGUGGGAUAUUUUAUUGAUAAGUUGUAUACUUUGGGUGGAGAGAGGGCAAAGGCAUCAAUGGAGAAGCUAAGGCAAGAAACAAACAAAUAAAAUUCCGAUAAAUUUAUAUUUUAUUACAACAAUAAUUCAUGUAUAAAUUGUUAUUAUUUUUUAAAUAAAUUUAUGUACCGUUUUAACAAAUUAUUCUCAAU